AUGGGACAGAAAAAAGGAGUUCAAACAACAGGUUCCAUGGGACAGAAGAAAAGAGUUCAAACAACAGGUUCCAUGGAACAGAAGAAAAGAUGUUCAGACAACAGGUUCCAUGGGACAGAAGAAACAAGUUUAAACAACAGGUUCCAAGGGACAGAAGAAAAGAUGUUCAAACAACAGGUGCCAAGGGACAGAAGAAAGGAGUUCAAACAACAGGUUCCGAGGGACAGAAGAAAGGAGUUUAGACAGCAGGUUCCAAGGGACAGAAGAAAGGAGUUCAAACAGGUUCCACGGGACAGAAGAAAAGAGUUCAAACAACAGGUUCCGAGGGACAGAAGAAAGGAGUUUAGACAGCAGGUUCCAAGGGACAGAAGAAAGGAGUUCAAACAACAGGUUUCAAGGGACAGAAGAAAAGAUGUUCAAACAACAGGUGCCAAGGGACAGAAGAAAGGAGUUCAAACAACAGGUUUCAAGGGACAGAAGAAAAGAUGUUCAAACAACAGGUUCCAAGGGACAGAAGACAGGAGUUCAAACAACAGGUUCCAAGGGACAGAAGAAAAGAUGUUCAAACAACAGGUUCCAAGGGACAGAAGAAAAGAUGUUCAAACAACAGGUGCCAAGGGACAGAAGAAAGGAGUUCAAACAACAGGUUCCGAGGGACAGAAGAAAGGAGUUUAG
Mizuhopecten yessoensis (Yesso scallop) is the source of this 675-nucleotide messenger RNA. Its product is annotated as splicing regulatory glutamine/lysine-rich protein 1-like. Bases 1 to 675 code for a protein of 224 amino acids. The transcript has a single exon. The record is from RefSeq and is a predicted model, not a curated record. Lineage: Eukaryota; Metazoa; Mollusca; Bivalvia; Pectinida; Pectinidae.